AUGAGUGUGGAGGCGUACGGGCCAAGCUCCCAGACCCUCACCUUUUUGGACACCGAGGAAGCGGAGUUGCUAGGAGCGGACACCCAGGGCUCCGAGUACGACUUCACCGACUUCACCCUCCCAAGCCAGACACAGACCCAGGGGCAGACCCAGAGCCAACUAGACAGCCAGGUGAACGGUCCCGAUGAAGGUCUCCACAACGGCGGAGUGGAAGAUUCUGUGGCCAAAGCCAGUCAGCUGUUGGCAGAACUCAAUUUUGAGGAGGACGAAGAAGAUGCCUAUUACACUAAGGACCUUCCAGUACACGCUUGCAGCUAUUGUGGUAUUCAUGAUCCAGCUUGUGUGGUGUAUUGCAACACUAGCAAGAAGUGGUUCUGCAAUGGACGUGGAAAUACAUCUGGCAGCCACAUUGUAAACCAUCUGGUGCGAGCCAAAUGCAAAGAGGUGACCCUUCACAAAGAUGGCCCAUUGGGAGAGACUGUACUGGAAUGUUACAAUUGUGGAUGUCGCAACGUUUUCCUCUUGGGUUUCAUCCCCGCCAAGGCUGAUUCUGUUGUGGUGCUGCUCUGUAGACAGCCUUGUGCCAGCCAGAGUAGCCUGAAAGACAUCAACUGGGAUAGCUCCCAGUGGCAGCCGCUGAUUCAGGACCGCUGUUUUCUUUCAUGGCUGGUUAAGAUUCCAUCGGAGCAGGAGCAGCUGCGUGCCCGACAGAUCACUGCACAGCAAAUCAACAAGCUGGAAGAACUCUGGAAGGACAACCCCACUGCCACCUUGGAGGACUUGGAGAAGCCAGGUGUAGAUGAGGAGCCCCAACAUGUGUUGCUGCGCUACGAGGAUGCCUACCAGUACCAAAACAUUUUUGGUCCUUUGGUUAAACUUGAGGCUGAUUAUGACAAGAAGCUCAAAGAGUCUCAGACUCAAGAUAAUAUAACAGUAAGGUGGGACUUGGGACUGAAUAAGAAGCGGAUUGCAUAUUUCACUCUGCCGAAGACAGAUUCAGAUAUGCGCUUAAUGCAAGGUGAUGAGAUCUGCCUGCGGUACAAAGGAGACCUCGCACCUCUAUGGAAAGGGAUCGGCCAUGUCAUCAAGGUUCCAGACAACUAUGGUGAUGAAAUUGCUAUUGAACUGCGGAGCAGUGUUGGAGCCCCUGUGGAAAUUCCCCAUAACUUCCAGGUGGAUUUUGUUUGGAAGGCUACUUCCUUUGACAGAAUGCAGAGUGCUCUGAAGACCUUUGCUGUGGAUGAAACAUCUGUAUCAGGCUACAUUUACCACAAGCUUCUUGGUCACGAAGUGGAAGAUGUUACCAUGAAGUGUCAGCUGCCCAAGCGUUUCACUGCUCAGGGGCUACCUGAUCUCAAUCACUCACAGGUGUAUGCUGUGAAGACAGUGCUGCAGAGGCCUCUGAGUCUGAUCCAGGGUCCUCCUGGUACUGGCAAGACUGUCACCUCUGCCACUAUUGUCUAUCACCUGUCACGUCAGGGCAACGGACCAGUUCUGGUGUGCGCUCCCAGCAACAUUGCAGUGGACCAGUUGACCGAGAAGAUUGACAAGACUGGGCUUAAGGUGGUCAGGCUUUGUGCCAAGAGCCGUGAAGCUAUUGAGUCACCAGUGUCUUUCCUGGCAUUGCAUAACCAGAUCAGCAAUAUGGACAGCAUGCCAGAACUUCAGAAACUGCAGCAACUGAAGGAUGAAACCGGUGAGCUGUCUUCUGCCGAUGAGAAGCGCUAUAGAGCAUUAAAACGGACUGCUGAGAGGGAGCUGCUAAUGAACGCAGAUGUGAUUUGCUGCACCUGCGUUGGUGCAGGGGACCCUCGCCUGGCCAAGAUGCAGUUUCGCUCCAUUCUGAUUGAUGAAAGCACCCAAGCCACUGAGCCUGAGUGUAUGGUGCCUGUUGUGCUCGGAGCAAAGCAGCUCAUUCUAGUUGGGGACCACUGUCAGCUGGGUCCUGUGGUGAUGUGCAAGAAGGCCGCCAAGGCAGGGUUAUCCCAAUCCCUUUUCGAGCGCUUGGUGGUUCUGGGAAUACGGCCAAUUCGCCUUCAGGUCCAGUACCGAAUGCAUCCAGCUCUCAGCGCCUUCCCGUCUAACAUCUUCUAUGAGGGCUCCUUGCAGAAUGGCGUCACAGCAGCUGACCGCAUCAAGAAGGGCUUUGACUUCCAGUGGCCACAGCCAGACAAACCAAUGUUCUUUUAUGUGACUCAAGGCCAGGAGGAAAUUGCUAGCUCUGGAACCUCCUACUUGAACAGGACCGAAGCUGCAAAUGUAGAGAAAAUCACCACUAGGCUGUUGAAGGCUGGUGCCAAACCUGACCAGAUUGGGAUCAUCACUCCAUAUGAAGGGCAGCGUUCUUACCUGGUCCAAUAUAUGCAAUUCAGUGGCUCUCUGCACACUAAACUGUAUCAGCAAGUGGAAAUCGCAAGUGUGGACGCCUUCCAGGGCAGAGAGAAAGACUUCAUCAUCCUGUCUUGUGUUCGUGCCAACGAGCACCAGGGCAUCGGCUUCUUGAAUGAUCCGCGUAGACUUAAUGUUGCUUUGACCAGAGCCAAGUAUGGAGUGAUCAUUGUGGGGAACCCCAAGGCUCUUUCUAAGCAGCCACUGUGGAACAACCUGCUGAACAACUACAAGGAGCAGAAGGUCCUUGUGGAGGGACCCCUCAACAACCUAAGGGAGAGUCUUAUGCAGUUCAGCAAGCCACGCAAGUUGGUUAACACCAUCAAUCCUGGCGGACGUUUCAUGAGCACUGCGAUGUAUGAUGCUCGAGAAGCUCUUAUUCCUGGCUCUGCGUAUGACCGGAGCAAUACUGGUCGCCCGUCAAACAUGUACUUCCAAACACACGAUCAGAUUGGGAUGAUUGGGACAGGUCCUGGUCAUAUGGCUGCAAUGAAUCUCCCAAUACCCUUCAACCUGGUCAUGCCCCCCAUGCCGCCACCUAGCUACUUAGGCCAAACUAAUGGCCCCGCCGCAGGCCGUGGAGCGAUGAAGGGCACUAAGCCGGGGCGCGGUGGGCGUCAAAGGCCCCGUGGCUCAGCAACCCAAGGUGCUGGUCAUGGACCAAACAGCCAAGCUAGCCAGGAUGGGGCCUCCCAGUCUUUCUCGCAGGGGCCUCUGACUCAAGGCUACAUCUCCAUGAGUCAGCCUUCCCAGAUGAGCCAGCCUGGUCUCUCCCAACCUGAACUGUCCCAGGACAGUUACUUGGGUGAUGAGUUCAAGUCCCAAAUCGACGUGGCUUUGUCCCAGGACUCGACUUAUCAGGGUGAACGUGCAUACCAGCAUGGUGGGGUGACUGGCCUGUCACAGUACUAG
Molecule: messenger RNA, 3300 nt
Organism: Nerophis lumbriciformis (worm pipefish)
Lineage: Eukaryota; Metazoa; Chordata; Actinopteri; Syngnathiformes; Syngnathidae
Source: RefSeq, a predicted model, not a curated record